Molecule: messenger RNA, 3198 nt
Organism: Anguilla anguilla (European eel)
Lineage: Eukaryota; Metazoa; Chordata; Actinopteri; Anguilliformes; Anguillidae
Gene: stra6
Product: signaling receptor and transporter of retinol STRA6
Exons: 18
Coding region: 357-2441 (694 amino acids)
Biological process (GO): vitamin A import into cell
Cellular component (GO): plasma membrane
Molecular function (GO): retinol transmembrane transporter activity; signaling receptor activity
Source: RefSeq, a predicted model, not a curated record
UUCUUUCCAUAUCUCUCUCUCUCUCUCUCUCUCUCACUCUUCCCCAGUUUCCCAACAGGGUGGUAAUCUGUGUUUUAAGGGGGGUGGAGGUCGGGGAGUUCGCCACAGCCAGGAGCCGUUACGGUCGCGCCAUUCCAGGGCAGCGGGAGGAAAGGAGGGGGGCACCUGCAGAGAGAGAGAGAGAGAGAGAGAGCACAUCACAGCAGCUGCAGCAGCGCAAACUUGGCAGGGAAGUUUUCCCACCGAAGCUCGAAGGGAGAGAAUCAGACCAGCGAGGGACACCUGGGGCCUCUUAGGGUUCUCCCGUCUGCCUCUUCUUCACAAGCCUUGGAUCUCACUUACAGUGAAACGCCAAAAUGAGCUCCAGCAACCAGGUCUCCAAGGACUACUAUGACUAUUCGGCUUGGUACGACAACCUGGAGCCUACUAAACCUCCACUGGAAGUCAUCCCACCUUGUGACCCCACCGCUGAUGACCGGCUGUACCACAUAUGCAUCGCUGCUCUAUCUCUUGUUGUCAUGCUGGUCCUAGCGGCCUUCACCAAACGCAAGAGGUUGUGCCAGGGCUUCCUGAAAGGUAUACCAGGCUUGCUCAGCCCAGUGAACUUCUUGGACCACACCCAACACAAAGGCCUGGCAGUAGCGGUGUUUGGUGUCCUCUUCUGCAAGCUCUGUGUGCUGGUGCUGGCCCCGAACCCUCUGCCCUUCAUCCAGGACUCCACAUCAGAGUACAAAGCGCCGCUUGUCAGUUUCGCUGGGGCCCCCCUGAAAGAGUACUGGAAGAUCCUAUCCCUCUUCUACUACCCCGCUCUCUACUACCCCCUGCUGGCAUGCGGCACCCUGCACAGCCAGGUGGGCUAUGUGUUGGGCAGCUUGCUGUCCUGGACGCACUUCAGUGUCCUAGUCUGGCAGAAGGUGGACUGCCCAAAGACUCCACAGAUAUACAAGUACUAUUCCCUGCUUACCAGUCUACCCCAGAUCGCAUGCCUGGCCUUCCUCAGUUUCCAGUACCCCCUGCUCCUGUUUAAGGGACUCAAGGGCACAGUGAAGACCAAUGCCUCGGAGGACCUUGACAGCAGUUACUACAAAGACUAUGUGAAGAAAAUCCUGAAAAAGCCAGCCAAACCAAGCACUUCCAGAACAGACAAGCCCAAAUUGUCUGAGAGAAUAUCUGAUGCCCUGAAGUCAUACAUCUAUACACCAGAGGAAGUGUUCAGGUUUCCCUUGAAGCUGGCGAUAUCUGCCGUGGUGUCCUUCAUCGCUGUUUAUCAGGUGGCACUGUUACUGAUAGCUGGAGUGGUACCCGUGCUCCAUAUUGUCCGUGCAGGAAUCAACGAAGACAUCGCCUUUCUUCUGGCUGGCUUCAACAUCAUUUUAUCGGAGGAUAGGGCAGAAGUGGUCAAAAUCGUGAUCUACUAUACGUGGUGUUUGGAAGUGUGCUACAUCUCUGCAGUUACCCUGUCCAUUCUGGUCACCCUGAUCAUGCUGAUGAGAUCCAUGGUCUUACACAGGACAAACCUGAAAGGACUGUACAGGGGAGACAUCUACAACGUCUACAAUCGCCAAAGGACUGUCCGGCCCUCUCGACCGGCUCUGGUGUGCUGGAUGGGGUUCACAAGCUACCAGGCUGCGCUCAUCUGUUUAGGGCUGAUCAUCCAGACACUGGUGUUCUUCAUCUGCCUCCUCUUUGCUGUGUUCCUUGUCAUCAUCCCCAUCCUGUAUGGGCAGAACCUCAUGCUCUUCCACAUCAUCGAGCACAUGUGGCCCUUCUGGUUGACACUGUUCUUGGCUGUGCUCAUUCAACAAGUCACAGCCAGGUUUGCCUUCAUCAAAAAAGAUGCAGGGACUAGAGACUUGGACAACAGAAGUGCUCUGUUCCUGCUGACCUACCUAUUAUUUCCUGUCAACGUCCUGGUGGGAGUGUUGCUGGGGGUGUGGAGGAUGCUGAUCACAGCCCUCUUUAACAUCGUCCACCUGGGACGCCUGGAUAUCAGCUUACUGAACCGUGGAGUAGAGGCCUUUGACCCAGGCUACCGCUGUUAUGCCCAUUACCUGAAGAUUGAGGUCAGCCAAUCUCAUCCUGUGAUGAAGGCAUUCUGUGGAAUGCUGUUACAGUCUGCUGGCCAGGAGGGCGGCGCUGGUCAAAAAAUGCGUGAUGCAGAGGAAGGCAUUCAGCUAGUAGCGCAGGAGAAAACGCAGAACAAAGUGUCCAACGCCAGGCGGGCACGCGCACGAUGGCUGCUUCUUUUCACCCUGGUCAACAACCCCUCCCUGCUGGGCUCCAGGAAGCACUUUCAGCGGCAGAGCUCCGAGAGUUUCCUGAACGGGACGCUCAACCGAACCGCCAAGGAGGGCAGCAAAAAGGAUGCCAGCCAAAAGGAGGAGUGCAAAGAGGCGAGCAAGGAAGCGGCUAAAGAACCAGAAACUCCCGCCACAAACUGACGGACGAACUGGCGGGAAUUGAUUGCCUAUAGCGAUGUGCAACUUGCCUGUUGUAAAGUUUAGUUUGGUUUAUGGUCCAUCCAUACCGACCGUUUUAUUUGUGUGUAAAAGAACUUUGCGUUCUUUAGUUAUUUAAUGAGCGCAUUUCAAUGUCCAGUUCCUCGGAAAGGCUGUAAUUCAGUUCUGGGCUGCGGAGAGUUUUUUUGGUAUUGGUCCAGAUCUCUGUUCUGUGUGCCGUUCCAUCUGUCUGUCUGUCGGUUCCGUUUUAUUCUCAUUCAGAAUUAUUAGGUGGGCAGGAACAUAAGUGCUGUACUGAAACCCUCUUUUACCACUGCCUUAAUAAUAUGUGUGCCUAUUUAUGAGUGUACAGAAUAUGCAAUUGUGAGAGACUUAGUAAAUGUUAAUGUCAAUGUUUUGACUGUGUAUACAGCUGGGUGUAACUGACAGAACCAAUAGUCGCAAAAUAUUGCAUAUGUGUGCUAUAGUAACUCUCGAACACCGACUCUCUUAUUUUCCUUGAACUGUCAAUUCACGGUCCAGAGCAAUAUGUUUUCACAUGGUUUUAACGGUCAUUGCUCCACUGAGUGUUGUUGUAUCUCGGUGCAUUGUUUCAAAGGUACACACCCGUUUCUUUGGGGUAGCAGAAAUUAAUAUAUUUGUGCUUAAAAAUAAAAUUAAAAUAAAACAAAAGGAAUGGUAUUUCAUUGGUGUACACAGAUGUGGGUGAAAAUAAAGACAGGCCUUCCUCUGAAUAGAA